Messenger RNA from Aspergillus aculeatus ATCC 16872, 1509 nucleotides. RefSeq lists its product as uncharacterized. The record is from RefSeq and is a predicted model, not a curated record. Bases 1 to 1509 code for a protein of 502 amino acids. NCBI's taxonomy places the organism in Eukaryota, Fungi, Ascomycota, Eurotiomycetes, Eurotiales, Aspergillaceae. The transcript has 4 exons.
AUGACCGAGUGGAACGUGCUAACCGCAACCGCCACGCAACUGAGCCGUUUCCUACAGCAGGUCCAUACGACGAGCCACGACAUCGUGCAAGCCUAUCUGGCGCAGAUUGACCGGCACAACCGCGCCGGCCUGCAGCUACACGCAUUGAUCGCCGUCGACCCCACCAAUGCCCUCGCUCAGGCGGCCGACCGCGACCGGGAGCGGUCCCAGGGCCGGGUCCGCGGGCCUCUCCACGGAGUCCCAAUUAUCGUCAAGGAUACCAUUAUCACGUCGCGGGCGCUGGGACUACCAACUACCGCGGGGGCUGUGGCCUUCCAAGAUACCUACGGCCGCGCCAACGCACCGAUUAUCAAUUCCCUACUUGACCAGGGGAUGAUCAUCCUGGGCAAGGCCAGCAUGACGGAGUUCUGCGGUCUCAAAGCAACCUGUAUCACCGCGGGCUGGUCGGCCGUGAACGGUCAGACCCAGUCCCCUUACAUUGCGGGAGGAUUCCGGCCCGACGAUCUCUUCAUCGGUCGCUCGGGGCCCGGUGGCUCCUCGUCGGGGUCGGCUGUGGGCGUCGCGGCGGGCUUUGCCCCGCUGGCCCUAGGCACCGAGACCUCGGGCUCCGUCUGCAUGCCAGCUAAUCGCGCGGGGCUGUACUCCAUUACCGCCACGCAGGGAUCUGUCCCCCUGGAGGGGGUGUUCUCACUAAGUAGAGACUUUGACAAGCUCGGCGCCAUGGCGCGGUGUCCGGAGGAUCUCGCUGUGCUUGUACAAGCUCUGAAUGGAGUGGACUAUCAGCCGUCGGCCGGAUGGAAGGAUGUGUCGGUCGGGUUCGUUGACCCUCUCGUCUGGGAUGCUUUUGCAUUUCAAAAGUCUCCAGACCCGGAUGUAGAACAGCAGAUUGUAGGUUAUCUGAGUAGCUAUGAAUGGGCGCAAUCGCAGAUUGCGCAGCGAGGAGGCCGUGUGGCCUACCCAGUUGAGUUGCCGACCAUGGAAAGCCUUCACUACGACGGCCAGAGUGUGAACUACUCCGUUGCAUUCUACGAGUUCCCAAAGCUUUUUGAGACAUUCUGCUCCAUGCUGGAAGCGCCAAAAGUGCAUUCAGUUUCCGAGUUGAUCGAGUGGAACAAGGAUCAUGCCUCGGUCGCUUUGCCUCCACCGCACACCGAUCAGAACGACUUGCUGGAGACUCUGAAGUCGCCCAUGGACGAGGAGAAAGCAGCGGCAGCUAAAGCCUACGCUCAACGACUCGCGGGGGUACAAGGUAUCGAUGCAACGCUUGCAAAACACGGAGUAGAUAUCAUCAUUGGACCGGGAGACUGUGCCAUCUGUGCGGUUGCUGCGCUGGCGGGCUAUCCCACCGGCAUGGUUCCUCUUGGGCGCUUGGAAGGGCCGGGCGGCUUGGGCCAACCUCAAGGGUUGAUGCUGAUCAGCCGGGCAGGGGGUGAACAAAAGCUUCUCCAGUUCAUGCAUCUGUGGAAAGAGAUUGUGGGAGACUGGAAGGCUCCCCCUUUACUCACAUAA